AUGGUUCGUGUCACGGAAGAGCUGGCUCUGCCCGCCGAGCACCUCACCCUCUACCACGCCGCCGACCCCCUCCUCGGACACCUGCCCGUCCUCCUCUUCCACGGACCCUCCACCACCGCCAACUACACCCUCAACAGCUCCCGCGUCCAGAUUCACGUCUACAGCCCCGCCGGCUUCCAGUCCUUCCCGCGCCUCACCAUACAGCCCAACUCCCCCUUCUAUACCGUCGUCAACCACCUGCCGCGCGAAUGGCAGGGCGACGAGGUCUACCGCGGCCUCGCCUUCGGCCUCUUCAAGUACUUCCAGGAGCUGCCCGAGGUUGUCAAGAACCACCUGAAGAACACAUACCCGACUACGAGAGGCCGCCGCCCGGGGAGCGGCCCGGCCCUGUUUGGCGAGCAGCAUGCCGCCGACCUCGCCAAGAACAUGAUCAAGAGCGAGAACACCGCCGAGGUCCUCGAGACGCUGCACACGGCCCUUCAGACCCAGCACCUGAGCAAUGUGGACGUCGACUUCGUCCUGCCGCCCGGCUCCAUUGUGCCGCUGCAAACCGAGGACUUGGAGGAGGUGCCCGAGGACGAGGACGAGUUUCUGGACCCGACCCUGCGCCAGUAUGGGGGAUACACGCCAUUGGUGAAGCUGCUGGGGGAUCCCGUCUUCCUGCCGACGUCGAGGCUACGGAGAGCGCCGUCCAAGCCCACCUCGUUGAAUCGCGGCAAGUCCUUCUCCAAGGACCAGAAGGUGGAUCUGAGGAUGAAGCUCGGAGAGCUGGUCGAUACCGAAGAGAGAUAUGUGCUGAAGCUGAACGAGCUGGUGAAGCACAUCGCCGACGACUUCAGACAAUCCGCGAGACAACGCGACCCGAGCAGCCUGAGCCCUUCGGAGGAGGAGCUUGAGAAGCUGUUCCCCAGGUCAGCGGACAGGAUAUUGCAGGUCAAUUCGGCCUUCAUGGAAGAGCUGCGUGAGAUCAUGGACGAGACCGAGGAGGAGGCCGUCAAGGACAUGGAGGUGACGACCGUUGCGCUGACGGGCUCGAGGAUGGGAUCGCCGUCCAAGGCAAAGGACCCCAGCGGCGCAUUGGCAAUCGCCAGGGUCUUUCUCGAGUGGUUCCCCAAGUUUACCGACUGCUACCAGGACUACAUCCGCGCGAGCCAGCACUUCCCCACGCUUCUCAACUCCUUCCUGGACCAGCAGUCGAGCUUCCGCCAACGGGUCCUCCAGACAGGCGAGCAGACUGUCCGCUCAGUCCUCAUUGAGCCAGUUCAGCGUCUUCCGCGCUACAGCCUGCUCAUCGACCAGAUUGUCAGCUGUCUUCCCAUGACACACCCGGCGCUGCAGCCGAUGCUCAAAGCGCGCGACAUCAUUACCAACAUCUGCUCCAUGGACGAGCCCAUCCCCGAUAAGCCCCAAGUGACGAGCCGCCUGCGAAACAUGGUCGAGAGUUGGCCUCUCGAUCUUGAGCCUCAGGGACGACUCAUUCUCGCCGCUGACUUUGUCGAGCUUCCCGCUCCCUACCGCUUGCUGGAGCCUCCAGAGAUGGCGGAGCGUGCAGGCAUCUUCCUUCUGUUCUCCGAUUGUGUAGUCAUUGUCAAGAAGCUGGGCCCCAAGCCGAUGUCCGGCAAGGACCUCCUGCGCGAAAUCGACAAGCCCUCGGCGGCUGGGCUUCUCCUGUCAAUGACGAACGCCGCCAGUGGCCAGCCCUCCUACGAGCUCGCCUUCACUGGCUGGCAUGGCCUUGCCGACGUGCGCUUCACCGAGUCGACAGAUGGCAAGCUCAUCUGGAUGACCUCGACACAAGAAAUGAAGGGAGCGCAUGCCGGAGAGUGGGUCACAGGCACCGCCGUCACGUCGCGGUGCUUUCUGCUUGAGGAGACUUUUACACGAGCAUCAAAGUGGUCCGAAGAUAUCGUCAAGGCCCGCGUCGAGGGGCGGAUGCCGGAAAACAACCUCGGGAUCUUUGCUGCCGUCUUCCAAGAGGGCGCCGAUCAGCUCAUUGACGGUCGAAGGGAGCCUGCGCCGAUUCGCAUCGUCAUUGACCAUGACAAGGGCACGAAGGGGGCCCCGAUCGGCCACUACGGCGUUGAGAUUACGGUCAACGUCAAGUGUGGCGACAUGAAGAAGGUCAACAUGGUGACCGCUGGCUUGAACGGAAGACAAUUCUCGGACGAUGUGGCGUUGGAUGACUUUUUACCCACGCUCACUCGACGAAUCAUCCAACUACUCGGCAUGCAAUUCAGCGUAUCCAACAUGAGACUGGCGCCCCCGCUGGUUUCGUACUAUACCAAGGUUCUCAAGGGCCUCCCUCUCAUGACCAGGGCGGAGAAGACGAGAUCUUUCCUUGCUUCAUCGCCAGUCAAGGGGCUCUUCUCCAGCAUCUGGGGUGGCUCCACCAACGCGGAAACACACGGUUCGCCUAGGCACACCCGAACGCCCGUGACCAACGUCUUCCCACCGCCGGUUUCACGAGCAAACAGCGAGGCGGGCUCUGUCUAUGGCUCUGCCAAAGGCAGAGACGGCAUCAAGAUGGGUGGUGACGACCGCCCCGAGAACCCGCUUGUGCGAUUGGAGCAGACUUUUACUGGAUAUGUUGCCAGCCUGCAGGCCCGCAAGGGCAGCAUCGUCGGGAGGAUGCUGUUGAACCGGUCUGCGGCCGACGAGCUUCUGGUCAAUGACCUCUACAAUCGGCUGAUCGAGAGUCCCUUUGACCUCGACGCUUCCUCCGAGCUGGGCGCUGAUGUCAUCUUUGUCGCAUUCGAGAAGUUUAUCCGCAUCGCUUGGGGCGAGCAGAUGGGCCCGAUCAUGACGAAGCAGACCCUGGACACGCUGCUCGAACGGAUGAACCGACAAGUCCCCGGAAACUUUGCCGACUUUGUCAAUUUCAUCUUCAAAGAAAUGGCGCCGCAGAACCAGAGGGCGUUUACGGCUUUGAUCAAACUGCUCGCCGAUUUGCUCGACGGCUGCGGCAACGACGGUGAUAGGGGCAUUCUGACAGUGUCGUUCGCGGAGCUCCUUGUUUCGGAUGGCACGGCGCAAAAUUACAUCAACCUCCUGGACCGCCUAGUGGACGAUUGCGACAGGAUCUUCGAUGACGCUGGCUUUGGUGUCAACCUCACUGUUCAACAAGCGUUCGAGUCCAUGAACUCUCGCAGCGGCAAGUCGCACAGUGGCUCGCUGACAUCAAACACGUCGUCUAUCCGGCGCAAAUUCGGCUUCGACUCUCUGCUACGACAGAACAGCAAGAACGACUCGGAACGUCCGUCUGUCUGGCGCACGCUUAGCAAACACAGUCGUCACCCCGCCUCUGCAGAUGCUGCCGCCUCGAGUUCCAGUUUGUCCAAGAUGACAUCGUCACGGGCAAGGUCUAUCGACUCGGGAACACAGCCCGGGCCCAACAAGCUGAGGAGACCUGGUUCUCGAGACAGGCCGCCCAUCGCCGGCGCAUUCGACGAGGCCCCGAGACCGACCAGCUCCCAUCGACUCGACAUGCGCCUGGAGACCAUCGGCGAGCCCGACGUCGAGGCGGCGCCGGUCAAGUCUUCCAAGAAGAAGCGCCGAAGCUCGCUCUCUGAUCUGAGAAGCCUUAUGGAGGCAGCCACCAUCACUGACCCUCGGGAGAAGAUUGAGGAAGCCUUGAUGCCGCUGCGGAUCAACAAACAGACAUCAGAAAAGUUCAACUCGACACCGCGAGUACCGUCACCAUCUAGGAUUCCGAUAAGCCCGACAUCCCAUAGCCUGCGGUCCCCUCGCAUGGUCUCCCCUCGCCAAAAAGAGAACCCGAGUCUGCCAGAAAUGUUCUCGCCGCCCCCGCCCCCGCUUUCUGACCGCGAAAACACCCCCAGCCGUACGCCCAAGGGACAUGCUAGAGGCCUGUCUACAUCCAACAUCCCGACCCUGAGGCCCGCUCGCCCGGUUGGCACCCAGUCGUCCGACGCAGUCCCGCGGCCGUCCACGAGUCCCGGCAAGCCCCAGGCAUCACCCCAGAAGCUUCGGGAGCGGCUGCAGACGGAGAAGAAGGCAGUGGAGGAUGUCGACGCAUCGCUGAAGUCGGAGCUCUCCAAGAUUGCGGAGGAAAUGUCGAGGGUCAAUUCGGGACUCGGCACGCGCACCAACACGGUGGACCUCCGCAAGCUUACGGACUCGGUCAAGACGCUCGAAGAGCGGAUCCCGAGCAUGAUGGCGGAACUAACGGACCGUCAAUCCAUCAUCCAGCGGGACAUGGAGAGCACGCUCAAGGCGUCGGAGACCAAGGUCAAGAGCAUCGAUCAGCUGUACAGAGAGUCAACCGCGGAGAACGAGCUCAUGUACGAAAAGUUCAACAGCGAGCUCGGCAAGAUCGUCAAGGCGCUCAAGGGCAAGGGCAGAGAGGACAAGGAGGAGCUCAUCCGAAGCCUGCGGGAACACAGCGAGGAGACGGCGCGGGUCAAGAAGGAAAACGCGCGGUUGAAGAGGGAGCUCGUCAGUCUCCGGACGAUGAUGAAGGGUGCCGACGCGUGA
Colletotrichum spaethianum is the source of this 4494-nucleotide messenger RNA. Its product is annotated as Rho-GTPase-activating protein 5. Lineage: Eukaryota; Fungi; Ascomycota; Sordariomycetes; Glomerellales; Glomerellaceae. Bases 1 to 4494 code for a protein of 1497 amino acids. Gene Ontology annotation, molecular function: guanyl-nucleotide exchange factor activity. The record is from RefSeq and is a predicted model, not a curated record. The transcript is spliced from 4 exons.